Molecule: messenger RNA, 2600 nt
Organism: Magallana angulata
Lineage: Eukaryota; Metazoa; Mollusca; Bivalvia; Ostreida; Ostreidae
Exons: 8
Coding region: 73-1980 (635 amino acids)
Source: RefSeq, a predicted model, not a curated record
UUCGAUUUUUUCUUAAUUUUUUUUAAAGAAGUGGGAUUUGAUAAAAAGCAACCAAGAAAAAAAAAGUGAGAGAUGGAUACAUCGAUAGUUGACGAAGACCAAACAACCAGUUCUUAUCUUGAGUUAGAACCCGAGAGGAGACUGUUACAUAAUUUUGAAAAAGUUCUUCAGUUGAUUCAGGAGGAUAUAUUUUGGAAUGAUGUUGGUAAAUCCCUUGAAAACAAGCACCCAAAUGUCAUACAAUCUCUGAAAGAUAGGAUAAAAGAUCUUCAGAAACAUGACUGUGGAAUUGUCGUUGCAGGAGAGACGAGCACUGGUAAGAGUGCCCUUAUCAAUAAACUAAUAGGACAUGAAACUUUAGCCGAGGGUGCUUUAGAAACCACAGCAAAGAUCUACAGGGUGAAACAUUCCUCUAAAAUUACUGCAGUUACAUACAGAAUUGAAAAUUCAGAACCGACUGAACAUUCAUAUAACAAUGUUGAAGAAUUGCACGAAAUGCUGGAAAAUCUUGAAGAGGAAAAAACAAGAGACAAGAACAUUCAUCUAGUAGAUGUUCUGAUGCCAUUCCCUAAAAUACAGAAUGGGAACGUCACCAUUGUGGACACACCUGGGAUCAGUGACUCAAUAGAGUACAGAACAAUGCUGGAGGAAUACAUUCCUAAAGCUGUUGCCUUCAUCAUUGUCAUAGAUGUGUCUAGAGCUGGAGGUUUACAAAGAGACAGGGUUCUGUCUGUGUUGUCAACAAUAAAGGCUAGCGCGUCAGACAUGCAGUGCUUUGACCUAGAGGAUACUUUGUUUGUCAGAAACAAAUGGGAUUGUGUAGAUGUUGGGAGACAAAAGCGAGACGAGUUAAAAAUGAAAUUAACUGAUCGGAUGAUAGCAAAAUUGCCAUGGGUCAGAGAAAGCCAGAUUUUUGAUACAUGUUUAAGGAAGACGACUUCUAUGUUUUCCACCGCUGAGUUAUCUGAGUACAAUUCUCAAUUUGAACAAUUUGAAGAUGCCAUUCAUGUUUUAAUAAAAAAGAAGGAAAAUAUUAGAAUUCAAACUCAUGGAACAUAUUUAUCAGGUGUGGUUUUAGAAGCUAGUAGAGUACUCUCCGAGGAAGUGACUGCCAUUCAAAAACAAAAUGAGGGAAAUGACAUUACGUUUCAAACCUUUACAGAAAUUAUGGCCAAAACUGAGGAGGCAAUAAAGACAUUGCAAUUAGAUGAGGAAAAAAUAGUGAACGACAUCAUUGGAAAAAUAAUAUCAAGUCUAUACGAUUACAUGAAUUCUGAAGAGUUUUCAAACAUGAUUUUGCAAACGGAGCCAAAACUUGAGACGUUUUAUAAAAUGCAAAUUGAUGGAAAAAUUCGCGAUCGAAUAGAAAAAGCUACUAAAACGUGGUUGGAAGAAAACGCCCCAAAAAUCGUAAUAGCAGAGUUCGAUAUAAUUAUUCAAGAUGUAACAGAUAAAUACGAGAAAAUGUUGAAUAUUUGUCGAAAGUUUAAAGGAAUUGCGGAAUUCAAUUUUACAUUUAAAGAAGAGGGGUUAGUUAUGACUCUUGCUAGUGGUAUUGCAUGGGUCAGCAAUAAAUUUUUCUGGAGUUUUUUUCUUGGUCCAGUGGCAGGUUCUGUUAUCUCAGCAAUUUCGGCUGUCUCCCUUUUUUCUGUUGGUUCCUUAACAAUUACUGGACAAUUCAUGGAGGUCGAAGAAAUAAUCAAAGAUUCAUUCAAAAACCGCGUUAAAUCAAUGAAUAAAGAAAACCUGCAAACGUUGUUGCAUAAGAGAUUUGAAAAAGGCUUGCGUGAGUUUCAUAGACAUAUUUUUACAAUUCUGCUACCAAGUGAGAUCCGGAACAUGUCUCAUAGCGUCGAUUUAUUGAAAAAAAAUCAAAUUAGAAUGGAGAAAAAACAGAAUCAUAUCAAACGUUUGCUAACUGAAAUGGUUCGUUGUCAGAACGACGUUGACAAAAUAAUAACAUCUGUUCCACGGGUCUGAGUUUAAUGUCUGUUCAACAAACCAUUGAUAUAAAAAACUAAAUGAAUAAAAUAGCUACUUACGAGGGAAACCUUGUUUUGGGCAGAUUACUAGCUGUAAUUUAUAAAGUGUUCCAACAAAAAUUACAUUUAUAAAUUGUGAUGUUGGAAUGUAUCUAUUCUUCACAGUUGAUCGCAUUUUCUGCUUUGAAGUGGAGAAAUUAUGGACAUAUGCAAUUAAAUUUUAAACUGUAUCGAUCAUUUGAUACGAUUUUUGUGUUGGUCUUAUCAUGAGGUCUGCAACAUUUUUGAUAAGAUAACGACUUUAUUUUAUUUUAGUCAAUUAAACGACGUUCUUUAAUCAGAAUUAGAAUAUAUAUGGAUAAUUAUACAUAAUUCGUGAAGUUACACGUUUGUUACGGCAACGCUUAUUCUACAUGUUUACUGGGAUUCUGAAUUUUGAAAUCCCCGAUGAAGAAAUAUUGUAUCAUAAUUCUCAGUGAAUCUGACUUGAUUCGGACUUACUUUUUUGCCUGAGUGUUUGACUUUAUUUGUUGGUCUACAUGUUUGUAGCAAGUUAGCAAGUUAAAGCCGCUUAAAUUGUUGUAAAACUUUUCAAUGCUGAUUUCAACGUUUUUACUU